AUGGACUCAUCCAUCACGUUAGACCUGUUGGACCCAGACUAUUUCUGGGAAGAGGACAGAAAGUUCAUCCUGCGGGGCUGGUCCCUCGUCUUCAGCAUCCUUGCCACCCUGAUGACGUUCAGCAUAGUGGAUGGGCGUAUGGUGUACCUGACAGGCUCCUACACCGGCUACGUGGGACUCUGGACCAACUGCAGGAGGCACCAGUGUCCCAGCUUUGGCGAAGUCACUGUUCUCAUCCACAUGAGCAUGGGCUUCAUGAUGUUGGCCCUGCUCCUGUAUGUCAUCCUCCUCCCCGUCAUGGGCCUCUCCUUCCGGCCAGUCUUCCGCCGCCUUAGCAAGACUGACCUUGUCUUCAGUGUUCUCAGCCUCAGCACUGGGCUCCUGAUUAUUCUCAGCAUGACGCUCUUUGUAGUCAACUUGCGGAUGCUGCACCCCAGGCCACAGAUAUCCUACCUGGUGACCACCUACCUAUGCUGGGGCGCCGGCGUCUUGAUGAAUCCUGAACUACUUAAACCACGUCGGCCUGUGGAGCCGCGCGUCGGAGUCCUGGCAUCGGCAGAUGAGCUAUCGCCGGAGGGCCACGCGGCUCAGCUCCCUGGGGCUCAUGAGCAGACAGCAAUCAGACGCAAAUCCCAAGCUAAAGAUGAACCAGCCCGGUUUACUCCGGCACGAGGGGACCCCCGCCCAGCCUCUCUAAGCACUUGUUUCUCAGACACUGCGGGGCUCGCCCCCCUCACAGUGGUCACGCGGAAAUCAGACCUAGGUUGA
Molossus molossus (Pallas's mastiff bat) is the source of this 768-nucleotide messenger RNA. RefSeq lists its product as uncharacterized. Bases 1 to 768 code for a protein of 255 amino acids. The record is from RefSeq and is a predicted model, not a curated record. The transcript has 5 exons. Lineage: Eukaryota; Metazoa; Chordata; Mammalia; Chiroptera; Molossidae.